UUUACUAGCUAGCUAAGUGGAGAAAUUAUAGAAAUGGCAUCUCGCGUUCUCCUCCUUACUCUCCUCGCCCUCGUCCUUUCGCAGGCCAUUGCCUCUGAUCCUAGUCCUUUGCAAGACUUCUGCGUCGCUGAUAAGAACUCUCCGGUGUUUGUAAAUGGACUUGUUUGCAAGAACCCGAACUUCACCACCCCAGAAGAUUUCUUUUUCAAGGGGCUUGACCAACCCGGUAACACGAUGAACAAACUCGGGUUCAAUGUGACUCUAGUCAAUGCGAUGAUGCUUUCUGGACUUAACACGCUCGGCAUUUCCUUAGCCCGAUUGGACUUUGCACCUAAUGGUCUCAACCCACCUCACACUCACCCGCGAGCCACCGAGGUCUUCACGGUGUUGGAAGGCACAUUCUACGUUGGCUUCGUUACGUCCAACCCCGAUAACAAGUUGUUCUCUAAGGUCUUAAAUAAGGGUGACGUGUUCGUGUUCCCGGAAGGUCUUAUUCACUUCCAGUUUAAUGUCGAAAAGACAAAUGGUGUUGGCAUUUCAGGUCUUAGCAGCCAGAACCCUGAUGUAAUCACUAUAGCUAACGCAGUCUUCAAGUCGAACCCUCCCAUCUCAGAUGAUAUUCUCGCCAAGGCAUUUCAGCUAGAUAAGAAGACCGUCGAUUGGCUCCAAACCCAGUUCUAAGUGACCAAGAACAAUUAACAUAUAAUGGAUGAAGGAUCGAGACUUAAUUAAUUUUGUGUGAUUUUAUUUGUCGGUUGAUACUGUUUGUACUACUUCCUCUGAAUAAGCAAGCACUAUGCGUAUGUUUGCAUGUAUUAGUAAUAAAAGGGAAGUAAUUGUUGUCUUAA
Molecule: messenger RNA, 848 nt
Organism: Ananas comosus (pineapple)
Lineage: Eukaryota; Viridiplantae; Streptophyta; Magnoliopsida; Poales; Bromeliaceae
Product: germin-like protein 8-2
Exons: 2
Coding region: 34-681 (215 amino acids)
Cellular component (GO): cell wall
Molecular function (GO): manganese ion binding
Source: RefSeq, a predicted model, not a curated record